AUGAAAAUUCACGAAAUUUUCAUACUAUUCUCUGUAAUUUUUGUGAUUUCAUCAUCGAAAAAGGCUAAGGAUAUUCAGGAAUUUUUCAAGGAAAAGAAUUGUGACCCAAAAUGCACCUUCAAUUCAACCAAUUUGACAAAAAGCAAUAUGCAUUUUUUUCCAAAAUCUUGUAAUCAAAUUUGUGCUGAAAUUUCUUUGAAUGAUAAAACGGAUUUAUCAGAGCAAGAAUUAAUUUUUCUGUUUCAAAAUGUAAAAUCAAUAAUUGGAAUUUUGAACAUAAUUAGUACAAAUUACGCCAAUUUGAAAUUUUUGGAAGGAUUGGAAGCUGUGGAAUGUUUUGAUGAUUCUGAAGUUUCAAUUUUGUUGAAUUAUGAAAUGACAGAACUUGGAUUGGGCAGUUUAACAGAAGUUAAUUGUGAUGGAUUUUCUGUAAAAGUUAACGAAAAACUUAAAAUUCUCAAUAUGCCAGAUAUUAAGAAAAUGAAAAAUCCGACAAAACCAAACAAAGAAGUGUAUGUAGGAAUCGCCGAUAACUCUAACUCUUUUUGCAUUUCUCCCCUAGAAAUGUACAAUUUUUUGGAAAUUCCAACAGCCGGAGUAGAUCAAAUUUAUGCGGAUAGUUAUUGUAAAAUGGACACGAUUUGCACUAAACUCUCAAAAAAUUGUAUUUGGAUCCUUGGAGACGUCAAAAUCACAACGAAUUGUGAUUUAGAAAAUAUGAAAUCAGUGGAGGCGAUUUUCGGAGGAAUCACUAUUUCUGGGACGAAUAUCACGGAUUUCAGUUUUCUGGAAAAUCUGAAAUAUGUGGCACAAUUGGAGCACAAACCAGCGGUGGUAAUCGAAAACAUCCCGAACUUAAUGAAUGUAACAUUUCCAAAGUUGAAAAGAGUCAAAUCGGAUUCUUCAUAUACUAUGGAAUUCGAGAAUGUUAACCCAAUUUUUACACUUAAUUCCACUUAUUGCUAUGAGAUCAGAAAAUCACUUGGAUUAUCAGAUUGGGCACCGAAGUUUGAUGGUUUCAGUUGUGAAGAUCUCGACAGCAACCAUGACUACAUUGUUCAAAACCAAAAAAAGAAAUCUGAAAAUCGAAAUGGAAUUGGAGCAUUUUUAAUAAUCAUUUUAUACUUGUUCAUUUGA
This is a messenger RNA of Caenorhabditis briggsae, 1137 nucleotides long. The transcript is spliced from 5 exons. The coding region runs from base 1 to 1137 and encodes 378 amino acids. The record is from RefSeq and is a predicted model, not a curated record. NCBI's taxonomy places the organism in Eukaryota, Metazoa, Nematoda, Chromadorea, Rhabditida, Rhabditidae.